UCCUCCUCCUCCUCCUCCGCUGUCCACCUCUCCUGGCCUCCUCCGCCGGCCUCCCCUCUUCUGGUCUCCUCUGCUGUCCAUCUCUGCUGGCCUCCCGAGCUGUCCUCCUCCGUCCAGCCUCGCUUUUCCCAGCUCGUCCGGAGGGACCAGGAUGCUCUGAAGAGAGGCUUGACUGAGGUCACAGGAGCGAGCGCCCAGUGCCCACCGCCCGCAGAAUGAGCGGAGAAGACCCGGGCCCCGAGGAGGCCUCGUCCCCGGCGGGGCAGCGCCCCUCGGACCACCGCUUCUCGGAGGAGGCCCGCGACUACCUGCGGCUGCGCAACACGGCGGCCGGCCUGCGCCAGGACUUCAACAUGAUGGAGCAGAAGAAGCGCGUGACCAUGGUCCUGCAGAGUCCGUCUUUCAGGGAGGAGCUGGAGAGCCUGAUCCAGGAGCAGACGAAGAAAGGGAGGUCGUCUCACAUCUGGGCCCUGCGCCAGAUCGCCGACUUCAUGGCCACCUCUGCGCCCGCUGUCUUCCCCACCACCCCCAUCGGCCCCUCGACGGUGGCGCCCAUCAACGACCUGCAGGGCUCCGACACGCCGCCGCUGGCCAAGGGGGAGCGGCAGCUGCGCUGCAAGCUGGCCGCCCUGCACCGCCUCCUCGACCUGCACGGCUGGGCGGCGCUGGGACACGCCUACGUCACGGUGCGGGUCAGCAAGGAGCAGGGACACUUCCUCGUCAGACCCCCGGGACUCCACUGUGCAGGCGUCACCGCUGCAACCCUGGUGAAGGUGAACAUCGUGGGUGAGGUGGUGGAGGGCGGCAGCAGUGGUGGCAGUGGCAGUGCCCCCGUGGACUCGGUGGACUUCCGCCUGCACGCCGCCAUCUACGCCGCCAGACCUGAUGUACGCUGCGUCGUCCACCUGCACACGCCCGCCACCGCCGCGGUGUCUGCCAUGAAAUGCGGUUUGCUGGCCGCCUCCCACGAUGCCCUGCUGGUGGGAGACACCGUCUACUACGACUUCAACGGCGAGAUGGAAGACGAGGCCGACCGCGUCAACCUGCAGAAGUGCCUUGGCCCCACCUGCAAGAUGAUGGUACUUCGGAACCACGGGAUGCUGGCUCUGGGGGCCACGGUGGAGGAGGCCUUCUACAACAUCUUCCACGCGCAGGCCGCCUGCGAGACCCAGGUGGCAGCGCUGCCCAGCGCGGGGGGCGCGGAGAACCUGAUCGUGCUGGAGCGGGAGCGGUACCGGACCCAGCAGGCGGGGGCCGGGCGCUGGGCCGGGACCACCUUCGGCCCCAUGCAGAAGAGCCGGCUCGGGGAGCACGAGUUCGAGGCCCUCAUGAGGAUGCUCGACAACCUGGGCUUCCGGACGGGCUACUCCUACCGUUACCCGUUCGUGCAGGACAAGGCCCGGCCCCGGGGCGACGUGGAGAUCCCCGCGGCGGUGACGGCCUUCAUUUUUGAGGAUGAAGAGGGGGCUCCCGGGGGUGGGGGCGGCCCCCUGCUCCCGCCCCACGCCCACAAGCAGCAGAAGGAGAAGACCCGCUGGUUAAACACCCCCAACACCUACUUGAGGGUCGACCGACAGGCCGAGGCCCAGCGCGGCCUGGGCAGCCCCCGCGCCACCACCGCCUGGAUGAAGGCCGAAGAGGCGGACAGAGCCGGCAGCGGGACGCCCAUCCGCAUCGAAAACCCCAACCAAUUUGUGCCUCUCUACACGGACCCGCAGGAAGUCCUCCAAAUGCGGAACAAGAUCCGGGAGCAGAACCGGCAGGAGGUGAAGUCCGCCGGGCCUCAGUCCCAGCUACUGGCCGGCGUCAUCUCCGACGAGAGCCGCAGCCCGUCGGUGGAAGGCCAGUUGGCCUCCCGGGGCGAGGAGGAGUCCAAAGAAGUCCGGCGGCGGCGGCGGGAGGAGGAGGAGGAGGAGGAGGAGGAAGAGGAGGCGGCCGAGGCGGAGCCCCCCAACCCCUUCAGCCAGCUGACCGACCAGGAGCUGGAGGAAUACCGGCGAGAGGUGGAGAGCAAGAAGCUGGACAGGGGCCACGGUGAGAAGGAAACGCCAACAGAGGAACCUCCCCCGGCGGAAAAGUCCGGCUCGGCUUCCCCGGCCCAGAGCCCCUCACGGCAGCCAGAAGUCCAGAGCCCAUCCCGACAGCCGGAAGCCCAGAGCCCAUCCCGACAGCCGGAAGUCCAGAGCCCAUCCCAACAGCCGGGAGUCCAGAGCCCAUCCCGACAGCCGGGAGUCCAGAGCCCAUCCCGACAGCCGGGAGUCCAGAGCCCAUCCCGACAGCCGGAAGUCCAGAGCCCAUCCCGACAGUCGGAAGUCCAGAGCCCAUCCCGACAGUCGGAAGUCCAGAGCCCAUCCCGACAGUCGGAAGUCCAGAGCCCAUCCCGACAGUCGGAAGUCCAGAGCCCAUCCCGACAGACGGAAGUCCAGAGCCCGUCGGAGUCCCCAUCCAAGAUGGCUAGUGACGCCGCCGAGGAGAGCGAUUCGGGCCCGCGGCCGGCCGGCACGGUGGUCAACGGCAAGGAGGACGAGCCCCCCGCCGGAGGGGAGAGCCGGCCCAAGGUCCCCGGAGAGCCCCGCUCCCAGGAUGGCUCGCCCUCCAAAUCCCCCUCCAAAAAGAAAAAGAAAUUCCGCACCCCUUCUUUCCUGAAGAAGAGCAAGAAGAAGGAGAAAGUGGAUUCCUGAUCCGUCUCCCGACCCCCGACCCCCGACCCCUCCCUCCUCACCUCCCUUCCCCGCCAACCGCCCCGCCGCCGGUCUCCUCCCGGCCUCGGAAGGCCGGACGAGGCCCGGUGGGAAGAGAGCCGGCGCGGAUAAUAGUAACGGUGGAAUUUCUCAAGCGCUUACUAUGUGCCAAGCACUGUUCUAAGCGCUGGGGAGGUUCCAGGGUUGUC
This is a messenger RNA of Tachyglossus aculeatus (Australian echidna), 2890 nucleotides long. It is a transcript of the gene ADD2, whose product is annotated as adducin 2. NCBI's taxonomy places the organism in Eukaryota, Metazoa, Chordata, Mammalia, Monotremata, Tachyglossidae. Gene Ontology annotation, molecular function: actin filament binding. Gene Ontology annotation, cellular component: plasma membrane; cytoskeleton; postsynaptic density. Gene Ontology annotation, biological process: barbed-end actin filament capping. The transcript has 16 exons. Bases 216 to 2681 code for a protein of 821 amino acids. The record is from RefSeq and is a predicted model, not a curated record.